Molecule: messenger RNA, 1296 nt
Organism: Ceraceosorus bombacis
Lineage: Eukaryota; Fungi; Basidiomycota; Exobasidiomycetes; Ceraceosorales; Ceraceosoraceae
Source: the annotation of a GenBank genome assembly
AUGUCGACGAGGACUGGAAUUGCCUCUUCGAUCAUUGCCUCUUUGCUGCGCUUCUCGACCUGCGAGGUGAGUUGUCGGCCUGAUCAGCCCCUGCAAAAGUGCCAUAGGGAAUCGUGUUGCGAAGCGUCGUCAUUUGCUGGUCCUUUGAUCCGAUCCAAUCACCUGGAUAUCACGAACACGAACAUGGACGCUGACGCUGACGCUUCUUUUGAUGCGGGUGCGCUCUGCUGGAUUGGACGGGUGGGCUGCGUCAAGGUGUCGGACGCGCUGAUCAAGUUGAAACAUCCUACCGGCGGACUUUUGCCUGGCUUGGACAUGUUCUCUCCAUCCCACUUGUCGGGUGAGACGCGCAUUUGUGGACCUGCUUUUACCGUUCAGGUCAGUCCAGCUUUCUUGCAGUCAGUCAAGUUCUCUGCUUGACCUCUAUGUGAAGCUGUGUUCUACACGGGACAUUUUGGGCUGACCUUUUGUGGGUUCUACGUCACUCUGCAUCAAGAUGGUGGAGGGCUCUGACAAAGAUGCACCAAAGCCUGAACAGCAUUUCGUGAGUCGCUCGCUGGUCGCAUCAUCCUCACUUACAAUACGCUACACAUGCAUGCUCUCUCAAGGCUGACCAGCGUGUCGAUGCGUGCGCCUCCACUCGGAACAGGUAGAUGCGGCGGAAAGGGAUAGCGUAAUGGUCAUUAGUGCGCCUUCUGAAGUUCGAUCGGCGGUAUGGGGAGGGCUCAUGACUGCUAGAGCUCAAGCUAGGGGAGUCAAGGGAAUCGUGAUUGAUGGAAGGUGUAGAGAUCUCAGCGAGCAUAGAGAAGCGGGAUUUGCUGUGAGUUGAACACGACUUGCGCUUGCAGGGGGAGGAAGCGAGUGUAGCGCUGUGGGCCCUUCGAGGGUCAGAGCAGGCGGCCUCUGUAUAGACGGUCGCUCCACUGUUUUUGCUCUGGGAACCGACCAUUGCUCAAUGCUCUACACUCUGCCUUUUGGCUUGUCACCUCACAGGUGUUUGCACGCGGACAUUCCACGCUUGGUCAAUCGCCCUUCACUCGUCCCUCGCUGCUCCAAUCUCCGAUCACGAUCACAGAUCCCACAUUGCCCAGCACCUCUCCAUUCCAUCAACUAGUCGUCCACCCGGACGAUUUAGUGCUUGCGGAUCUGGACGGGGUGGUCGUCGUGCCCCCUACGUUGGUGGAGCAGGUAUUGGAAUUGGCGCAGAAGGGAAGAGAAGUGGAUGAAAAGUGCAUGAAGGAUCUCAAGGAGGGCAAAGGCGUCAAGGAGACUUUUGCAAAGUGGAGAGGAAAGUAA